Messenger RNA from Aspergillus steynii IBT 23096, 1456 nucleotides. RefSeq names its product GTPase-activating protein GCS1. NCBI's taxonomy places the organism in Eukaryota, Fungi, Ascomycota, Eurotiomycetes, Eurotiales, Aspergillaceae. The record is from RefSeq and is a predicted model, not a curated record. Gene Ontology annotation, biological process: regulation of ARF protein signal transduction; regulation of endocytosis. Gene Ontology annotation, molecular function: GTPase activator activity. The transcript is spliced from 4 exons. Bases 95 to 1312 code for a protein of 405 amino acids. Gene Ontology annotation, cellular component: Golgi membrane.
CCUUCAGUUCGCUCUUCUUCCUUUUCUCUCCGUUCAUUCCUUUUUUCGCUCCUUUCGCUUAGUCCUCGUCGACUAAGCUCUCAUCCCUGACAUCAUGUCGAAAAUGUGGGAAGUCGACCCGGAGACGAAGGCCAAGCUCCUUCAAUACUCCAAGACCAACGGUAACGACCGUUGCUGCGACUGCGGCGCUCCGUCCCCUCAAUGGGCCUCCCCCAAAUUCGGCACCUUCAUCUGCCUAAACUGCGCCGGCACGCACCGCGGCCUCGGCGUCCACAUCUCCUUCGUGCGCUCCAUCUCCAUGGACGCCUUCAAGAACUCCGAGACCCAGCGCAUGGAACACGGCGGCAACGACACCUGGAAGGCCUUCUUCGACAACCACCCCGUCACGCUGUCUGAGGGCCGCACCUUCGAGGACUCCACUAUCAAGGAACGCUACGAGGGCGAGGUCGGCGAGGAGUAUAAGGAGCGGUUGGCCGCGAAGGUGGAAGGUCGUGAAUAUGAUGCUGCCCAGGUGCAGCGGAAUAUCAGCGCCAGUCGGAAGUCGGAGCAGCCGUCGCGGUCGAGUACGCCCUUGGCGGCUGGGGUGGGGAGUACGGGACGGGGGUCUGGGUCCCCUGCUGAGGGAGGGCAGCUGGGUCGCAGUGGGAGUGCGAGGAAGGAGCGCAAUGAGGCGUAUUUUGCGAAGAUGGGGGCUGAGAAUGCGACUCGUGAUGCGAAGUUGCCGCCGUCCCAGGGGGGGAAGUUCACUGGGUUUGGUGGCGGGUUACCGGUCGAGGAUACGCCGCGCGGGGGAGGUGCUGGAGGCAAUGGACGGGGGGUCCCGGGGCUCGAUGACUUUCAGAAGGAUCCGAUGGCGGCGUUGACGAAGGGGUUUGGGUGGUUUACGACGGCGGUGGGGAAGGGCGCGAAGACCAUGAAUGAUUCGUAUAUCCAGCCGACGGCGAAGAGUUUCGCCGAAUCCGACUUCGCCGCCCAAGCGCGCGUCCACGCCUCCACCUUCGGACAGAACCUCCAGACCGGUGCGCGCGGCGCCGCAGACCAAUUCAACCGGUUCGUCGAGGGGCCUGACGACGCGCGACGUCGCGAGCGCGAGGACCCCGAGCGCAAGGACUUCUGGGAUGACUUCUCCUCCCUGGGCGAGGAGAACCAUCGUCGGAACACCUCCCGGUCCAGCGCCAUCGGCACGGCGGCCAUGAAGCCGUCUACGGGGACGGGUGGUGCUACCGGUGCUGGUGCUGGUGCUGGGGCUGGUACGACUGCGCCGGCGGCGGGGAGGAAGAGUCAGGACGAGGAUUGGGGGGAGAAUUGGUGAUUGCAUUGCAUGGCAUUAGAAUUGUAAUUAGUUUGUCUGUAUGGAGUGGCAAUGGGAGUGGAAUGGGAUUCUUUUUGGUCUUGGUUUGAUCUGUUGACCUGAGGUAGACUGGCGUAGAUAUUGAUGUUCAGCCCAGGAGACUCU